This is a messenger RNA of Trichoplax adhaerens, 423 nucleotides long. RefSeq lists its product as uncharacterized. Gene Ontology annotation, cellular component: RQC complex; cytosol. The transcript is spliced from 3 exons. NCBI's taxonomy places the organism in Eukaryota, Metazoa, Placozoa, Uniplacotomia, Trichoplacea, Trichoplacidae. Gene Ontology annotation, molecular function: zinc ion binding; ubiquitin protein ligase activity; ribosomal large subunit binding. The record is from RefSeq and is a predicted model, not a curated record. The annotation marks the transcript as partial. Gene Ontology annotation, biological process: rescue of stalled cytosolic ribosome; ribosome-associated ubiquitin-dependent protein catabolic process.
AUAAGAACAAGAACUUCGCUAAAUGAAGUCAUAGCUACAUAUACAAUGGGUGAAGUAUCGAUGGAGCUAAUAGUUAGACUUGCCGCAAAUCAUCCUCUCCGUACUGUUAUUGUUGAGACUGGACAGAGAAUUGGUGUGCCUAUUGGACAAUGGCGGAAUUGGAUAUUGCAAAUGACCACCUUUUUGUCAAAUCAAAAUGGAACUAUAAUUGAUAGCUUGGCUUUAUGGAAACGUAAUAUUGACAAGAAAUUUGAAGGUCUUGAAGAAUGCAUGAUUUGCUUCUCUGUAAUACACAGUUCAAACUUGGCAUUACCCAAACUUACUUGCAAAACUUGUAAGAAAAAAUUUCAUUCAACAUGUUUGUAUAAAUGGUUCAAUACCAGCAAUCAAUCAACAUGUCCCUUAUGCCGUAGCCUCUUCUAA